Salarias fasciatus (jewelled blenny) is the source of this 4335-nucleotide messenger RNA. RefSeq names its product macoilin 1a (gene maco1a). The coding region runs from base 168 to 2192 and encodes 674 amino acids. Gene Ontology annotation, biological process: neuronal signal transduction. Gene Ontology annotation, cellular component: rough endoplasmic reticulum membrane. The record is from RefSeq and is a predicted model, not a curated record. Lineage: Eukaryota; Metazoa; Chordata; Actinopteri; Blenniiformes; Blenniidae. The transcript is spliced from 11 exons.
CGGGUCUGUUUUUAUUUAUUUCUUUGUUUCAUGUAGCAUUAAAACAACAACAAUGGUGGAUAAUUGGAAGGGAGUGGGAAUAUCAGGAUGAGCGGAUGACAUUUCCAGUCACGGGUUUUUUUUUUUACAAGAGCGAUAUCACACGUGAAUAAUCAACAGGGGGGAGGAUGAAGCGGCGCAAUGCGGACUGCAGCAAACUCCGACGGCCGUUAAAACGGAACCGAAUCACCGAGGGUAUAUAUAGCAGUACCUUCCUGUACCUGAAGUUCCUGGUAGUGUGGGUCUUAGUCCUGCUGGCUGACUUUGUGCUGGAGUUCAGAUUUGAGUACCUGUGGCCCUUCUGGCUCUUCAUCCGGAGCGUCUACGAUUCCUUCAGAUAUCAGGGGCUGGCGUUCUCCGUCUUCUUCGUUUGUGUGGCGUUUACGUCAGACAUCAUAUGCCUCCUCUUCAUCCCGGUUCAGUGGCUGUUUUUUGCUGCCAGCACCUAUGUAUGGGUCCAGUACGUCUGGCACACAGAAAGAGGAGUCUGUCUACCCACAGUAUCACUGUGGAUCCUGUUUGUGUACAUCGAAGCUGCAAUACGGUUCAAAGACCUCAAGAACUUUCAUGUAGACUUGUGUCGCCCCUUCGCUGCUCACUGCAUCGGCUACCCCGUAGUGACACUAGGCUUCGGCUUCAAGAGCUACGUUAGCUACAAGAUGCGGCUGAGGAAACAGAAGGAAGUGCAGAAAGAAAACGAGUUCUACAUGCAGCUUCUACAGCAGGCUUUACCGCCAGAGCAACAGAUGCUGCAGAGACAAGAGAGGGAGGCGGAAGAAGCUGCCUUGGCUAAAGGGAUCUCGGAGGCAGAACCCACAGUAGUGUCACAGAACGGAGCGCCGACUGGAAAGAAAAGCACCUCGGUGCCGCUACCAGAACUGGAGUACCGGGAAAAAGGGAAGGACAGUACUGGGAAAGAGCGGGAAGGCAAAAAACAGAACACAGUUGGAAUCAAUAACAACAGCAUUAUUCACGCACUGGACUCCAAACUGCAGGAGGCAGAGUACAUUGAGAAUUACGUCGGGGCAAAGAGACUGAAUACCGACCUGGCAGGGGAGAACACACACACCGACAGCAACACACACACCGCGUCCAAAGAGGAGAUGGGCGGGACGGGGAAGAACUACAAAAACGCCAGCGGGGGAAGCAACUCGUCCCCACGGAACCACGUCUCGGCCAACGGCAGCGUGCCGCCGGGCUCCUCCACCAGUAAGAAUGAGAAGAAGCAGAAGGGGGCGGGGAAGGGCCAGAAGGACCCGGUGGAGAACUGCAUCCCCAACAACCAGCUGGGCAAGCCCGACGUUCUCGUGCGGCUGGAGCAGGAUGUGAAGCGUCUGAAGGCCGAUCUGCAGGCCAACAGGCAGCUGGAGUCCGAGAUGCGCAGUCAGCUGUCGUCCCUGAGCAGCCAGGACCGCAGCCUCCGCUCGGAGCUGGGCCAGCUGCGCCAAGACAACGAGCUGCUGCAGAACAAGCUCCACAGUGCCGUCCAGGCAAAGCAGAAGGACAAGCAGACCAUCUCCCAGCUGGAGAAGAGGCUGAAGGCGGAGCAGGAGGCUCGGGCUCUGGUGGAGAAACAGCUGGCCGAGGAGAGAAAGAGGAAGAAGAUGGAGGAGGCCACGGCGGCCCGGGCCGUCGCCUUAGCUGCCGCCACCCGAGUGGAGUCGACCGAUUCUCUCCGCGGCCGCAUCAGAGAGCUGGAGACGGAGUGUAAGAAGUUCAGCAUGGACAUGAAGCUGAAGGAGGAGCAGAUUCGAGAUCUGGAGGGGAAGUGUCAGGAGCUGCGCAAGUACAAAGAGAACGAGAAGGACACGGAGGUGCUGAUGUCGGCGCUGUCGGCCAUGCAGGAGAAGACGCAGCACCUGGAGAACAGCCUCAGCGCCGAGACCAGGAUCAAGCUGGACCUCUUCUCUGCACUGGGCGACGCCAAGAGGCAGCUGGAGAUCGCUCAAGGUCAGAUCCACCAGAGGGAGCAGGAGAUCGCCGAGCUGAAGCAGAAGAUAGCGGAGGUGAUGGCGGUGAUGCCCAGCCUCUCGUACUCGUCGGACGGCAGCAGCCUGAGCCCGGUCACGCCGCACUACUCCUCCAAGUUCAUGGACAAUAGUCCCUCCUCCCUGGACCCCAACGCCUCAGUCUACCAGCCGCUCAAGAAGUGACUCUGACUGCCGCCCGUUGGACCGGACAGAACUCUCCCUGUCUUUGUUUCGGUUGUUUUUGAGUUUUUAAUUCGAGGUUUACCAGGCAGCCCCUGACAGGUUUUGCACUCUAACGUACCACACAGUGCACACAACCCCUCCACACUCACACGGACUCCUCUUUUCUUUCGUUCUAUUAUGAGAACUGUUAUUUUUGAGGGGGUUGUGUCCAUUUUUUGUUUAAUUUUUGUUUCUCUGUGGCAGUUUUUGGGGAUUUAGCCAUCAGACAGCAUGAUCUGUUCAAAAAAAAAAAAAAAAAAGGGGGAGAAAGGAACACACGGCCGUUUGGAAAGAUGUUUACCGAGGAGCCGUCAUGCAUCACCUAAUGUCAGUCUGCUUUUUGUUUACAGUGUGAUCACCUCCUCCUCCUUCUUAACUGACACCCAGGCUGUUAAUUUCAUAGGAAACAUUGGCUUUUCACGAUGGUUUGUGGAAGAUGGAAGGGCAUGAUUUGAGUUCCACUGAGCAUUCGAAGCUCACCUGUAAAGUGAGAUACAUGAAUGUAAUCCUGUUCAUGUUUUGAUAUCGGCAUUACCUUCGAUCAGUGAUUGUUUUGUAUAACGUUUCUUUGGGAAAAUAGUGGUAUUGAGCAGUUUGCUGUGUUCCUCAGAUCUAGUUUAUGCGUCGUCUCUCGAUGCCGGAGCAGCCGAUUCUCCAGGAUUUGUUGUGGCUGGAUGAAGCCGCUGUGGUUCCGUACGUCCGAGGACUCCCAGCUUGGAUUCGACCGGGCACUGCCAAAAGGUUUCCUCACCCUUCUGGACCAAAUUAGAACCGGUUAGGCCAUAUUGUUCACUGGAUUUAAAUGAUGUCGAGGUAACCGGACGUUACCCUUACUUUCCAGAUUUUUUACAGUGCCUUGCUGUUACUCUUUUUUAAGGUGCAUAAACUUUGCAAUCCUUGGAUCCAAAAGCUUCGACCCUGUCAAUCUCACUCUCGAGCUCCAGUGGAAAAAGGGGACCUAUUGCGAUCGUUCCCUUUUUAUUUUUCUCAUGACUCGGUUUAACUCUCAUUAAGAAAACCAAUUCUUUCUGAUUGGCCAGCUUCCUUUCUUAUACACAAUUUACUGCUUGUAAUUUGACACCAGCCUCUUGUUUGGCCAACUGCUGUGCCUUUGAGCAGAUGUAAAACAGCAUUCCCACCAAGGUUUCCCUCUCCAAGAGGAGCUCGUACUACGUCCCCUUUGACGGAUUUGUCUCUACUUGAGUCGGUUUUACUAAAACAAAGUGUCCCGUCAGACACACUCGACCUUCUGAUUGAACCACAAUAGUUUGAACGUUUAAGGGAAAAAAAAAAAAGUCACCUCAUGGUGACAGUACGCCAAACACCAACCACACUGAUUGUCCGCGCUCAUGCCCUCAAGCUGGCAUUUUGUUUACAACGAUGUACAUUAACUUACUGAGGAAUGUUUUUCUUUGUUUCGGUUCUUAAGUGCCAAGUGUUGCUGUUGAGUUCCCAUCGAUGUAGCUAGCAUAAUGUUUGCAGAAGAGUGCUGUUAUUUUUGACUCCCCCCCCCCCCCCCCCCCCCCCCCUCGUCAUUGGAACAUAUUGGGAUGGUGUUGUGUUUACAAGGUCCCAGCUGAUCACCACCAAGCAGCAGAUGGUCAGCUGGGCUGAUACUGUGUUAUUCACACGUUUAUUUAUUUGUUAAAUUUUAUUGAGUGGCACUUAUCCCAUGAUCAUUUGGAUUCCUCUUAUUUUUUUUGUUUUAUUUUUUUUUACUUUUAAUUUUCUAACCAGGAAGGAUUAUGUGAAUGUGUUGUGUUGGGAAAAGGUUUAACAAAAAAGAAAAAAAAAAAAAAAACCCGAACCAUUUGACCAUGUCGUGCUGUCAUGUCGCCUACCUGGGGGAAAAAGAAAAAAACAAAAAAAAUUGUAUUGUUUGUGGAUCGCUCUGGCGUUGUGAAAUCAGUUCUCGAGUUGCUUUUAUGAGUUUGUAUAGAAGGAAGAGAAGGUUUUAAGAAAAAAAAAAAAAAAGGUGAAAAAAGUGCUUUGUUUUACAUUUUUAUUGUUCCACCAUGUUUCUUUUCUUUAUCCAGAGUGGUGGCGGCAGCGUCACGCUCCACACUCUUGAUCAUCACUAUUAAAGAAAGUCUUGCUGGUGGCA